GUGGCCGCGGCCGGCCCCACCACUACUCAUGACACGGUUACCCCUGCUGUUCAUAUGGUCCGCCAUCGCCAUCGCACACGCUGAGGAGGCAGUGCCCUGCCCGCCGCACACGGUGUUCUGCGCCGGCCUGCUGGCGUGCGUGGCGCAGGAGGCGUGCCCCUCCGGCCAGCCACCUGGAGGCAGUCAGCCGACAUGCCCUGAGUCGCAGACGUACUGUGUGGGGCAGCAGCGAUGCCUGGGCGCUGGCGAGCUGUGCGACGCGACCAUCGCCGACCGCGUCUGCACCGAGCCCGACCACGUGUUCUGCAUGACCGAGAUGCGCUGCAAGCGGUCCGGCAGCUGCGGCAGCGGAGAGCUGCUGCCGCCCGCGGGCAGCUGGUGA
Molecule: messenger RNA, 382 nt
Organism: Pollicipes pollicipes
Lineage: Eukaryota; Metazoa; Arthropoda; Thecostraca; Pollicipedomorpha; Pollicipedidae
Exons: 4
Coding region: 29-382 (117 amino acids)
Source: RefSeq, a predicted model, not a curated record